AUGAAGGGGCUCUUCUCCUUGGGUUCAAAGAAUGGGCACAGCAGAUGCUUCGGGCUCUCCGUGAGACCAUUCGGAUUAGGGCCGCCACUGACUGGGAGAUUCUUUGCGCAGGCUGCCCAUCCCCCGACCACCGCGCCACCCGUGAAAAAAGACCUGCACUCCCCGCAGAUCUCCCCGCUCGAAAAGCGGUUACAGGAUAUGGGCGCCAUUCGUGGCGAUGGCAGUGACAAGUUCUAUGGAAUGGAAAACUAUGGUAACACGUGUUACUGUAACUCCAUCCUACAAUGCCUCUACUACUCGGUGCCCUUCCGCGAAGCCGUCAUUAACUAUCCGCAACGCACUCCGCUGGACAGCCUCGAGGCUGCGCUUGCAAAGAAUCUACGAUACCAGAACCCGAAUGCACACAUCGAAGCCGAGGCCCUGGCUGCCAAACAGAAGGCCGCAUCGCCACCAUCUGCGCGUCAGGCCGGUGUGCCCCCAAAUCAACCACAGAAACCGGAGGAUAAGGAUUCGCCGGAGUACAAGAAGAAGGUAGCGCUGCAGACCCUUCCAAUCCUGGAGACCAAGAACAAUGCGGGCAGCUAUGGGAUGUCAGAGUCUCUUUUCACAUCGCUCAAGGACAUAUUCGAGUCGGUGGUAGGAAGUCAAGCACGCAUUGGCAUCGUUCGCCCCCAACAGUUCCUGGACGUUCUACGGCGAGAGCACGAAAUGUUCCGGACCGCCAUGCAUCAAGAUGCGCACGAAUUCUUGAAUCUACUCCUCAACGAAGUCGUGGCCAAUGUUGAAACGGAGGCCACCAAACAAGGGUUUGCGGAGAAGGCUUUGCCACCAACAGAGAGCGCCGAUUCAUUAGGAAUACAGACAUCCAGCACGGGUUCGAAGUCACCGAAUACUACGAGAUGGGUUCACGAGCUGUUCGAGGGAACUUUGACGUCUGAGACAAAGUGUCUCACUUGUGAAAAGGUUUCCCAGCGAGACGAAGUGUUCUUGGACCUCUCGGUGGAUCUGGAGCAGCAUUCGUCUGUAACCUCGUGUCUCCGCAAGUUCUCAGCCGAAGAGAUGCUUUGCGAGCGAAAUAAGUUCCAUUGUGACAAUUGCGGAGGACUGCAAGAAGCAGAAAAGCGAAUGAAGAUCAAGCGCUUGCCUCGUGUGCUGGCUUUACACUUGAAGCGUUUUAAAUACACCGAAGACUUACAGCGAUUACAGAAGCUGUUCCAUCGCGUUGUUUACCCCUACCAUCUGCGCCUGUUCAACACCACAGACGAUGCCGAGGAUCCGGACCGCCUUUAUGAAUUGUAUGCGGUGGUUGUGCACAUUGGUGGAGGACCGUACCAUGGCCAUUACGUUGCCAUCAUCAAGACCGAAGACCGCGGUUGGCUGCUGUUUGACGAUGAACUCGUGGAACCGGUGGACAAGAAUUACGUGCGCAACUUCUUCGGAGAUCGACCUGGAUUGGCGUGUGCCUAUGUCCUAUUCUAUCAAGAGACAACUAUCGAGGCUGUUAUGCGGGAGCAGGCGCAGGAGAAUCAGGCUCACACCCCUGUGGGCCCCGAAACAAGCGAAGCUGGGAAGACUAAUGGAUACUCGCACUCCCCGCCGCUAGCUCACGCCCAAAGUGCAUCUCAGGUCCCUCCUGAACAGGCAGCUCCCUUCUCUCCUAUCACCCGAAUCCCAACGGCACCUCCGUUGUCCACUUACCAAGAAGAAGCUCCAGAAUCUCACCCAGCUUCGCCGCGGCCUGUCCAGCCAUCUCUCCCCUCGAUCCCUGAUGUACCAGCUCCUCCGUUGAGUCCAAAGAAGAGCGAUCACCAACUACGGAAGGAACGUCGUGCAUUGGAAAAAGAGAAGGAGAAGAAUGAAAGACAUCGCCUGAAAGAGCAGGAGCAACACAACCGAGAGAUGCACCGACGAGAGACAGAAGAUUUGAAAAGAGCCAUCGAGGCCAGCAAGAUCGAGUCGCACGAUCUCACUGCUGAGAACGGAUCACCAAGGAAAUCGAGCGGUUUCGGCUUCUUACGAAGGGGUAGCCGUAGUCUCAGCCACCGGCUAAACAAAGAGAAGGAGCCUCGAGUCUCGACGUCUGAUCUGUCCACAGCGCCGCUUGUCCCAGAGGUUGUUCCAGAAGCAUCACAGAGCGAGACAGAACCGGCCCAGCCAGUCAAGCAGCCAGUUCAGCCAGUUCAUUCGCCGGUCUCUCCGAGGGAUUUCUCGCCCAUCUCCCACCCCAAACAACCCAAACAAUCCAUCCGGACUCCCGAGCUCUUGGCCAAGGACCACACCCACCAUUCGAAACCCGGUCAUAUCCCGCGGUGGAGGUCCUUCAGCUUCAAGAAGGUGUCAUGA
Penicillium paradoxum is the source of this 2343-nucleotide messenger RNA. RefSeq lists its product as uncharacterized. Gene Ontology annotation, cellular component: cytosol; nucleus. Lineage: Eukaryota; Fungi; Ascomycota; Eurotiomycetes; Eurotiales; Aspergillaceae. The transcript is spliced from 3 exons. The record is from RefSeq and is a predicted model, not a curated record. Bases 1 to 2343 code for a protein of 780 amino acids. Gene Ontology annotation, biological process: protein deubiquitination. Gene Ontology annotation, molecular function: cysteine-type endopeptidase activity; cysteine-type deubiquitinase activity.